GCAACUUUGCAAAAUGAGGUAUGUAAGCACAAACUAUAUAGAAACGUAAUUGUGCAUGCAUGUUGUGACAGGUUGAAAACUUAAGAAUCAAAUUUGAAACAAUCAUGCGCUCGGUAUAUAGAUGGAAAAUAAAUUUGAACCAGAUGAAUUACUUAAAAUUGUUUUAGUUUAAUGCAUGCUGUAUUGAAGAAAAAACCUGCUGCUCAUCUCUACGGGAGUGGUGUCGCCAGUACUCUUUCAAGCGGUACUGUUACCUACUGGUCAACUAGUACAUUACCUCCAGGUUUUCUUCGAGGAGGAACUGUCUACAAUAAUGGAUACAUUACAGUUCCACGUGACGGAUUGUAUUAUGUAUAUUCUCAAUUUUGGUAUGACCGAAGUUCAGGUAGCAGUCAAAAUUACUGUUCAUUUUACAUCAAGUUGAACGACAGCAACAAUAUUGGCAUAACUAGACACUAUCGGCAAAACCCUAAUGGUGGCGACGAAAGUCAAUAUACAGGAGUAACGGUUAUGCUGACAGCUAACGACCGGCUCUCUGUGACAGUGGGACAUACGUGCAGAUAUGAAUUUCACACGGGUGGCUCUACGUUUUUCGGAGCUUUCUACAUUGGUUAACUCUUAAAACAUUCGGUGAAAGCAGUACAGUCGCUGUCUCUCUCUUUAUGACAUUGUUUGCGCAAUUUCUCUUUGAAUUACUGAUUGCUGUUACGUCCAAUGUGUCUGUUUGCACAUUUAUGGUAGAAUUAACUUCACACAUAUUAUAAUUAUUGCGGUACCGACGGCAACAUCUGUACGUUAGUCAUUAUCCUACGAUAUA
Corticium candelabrum is the source of this 817-nucleotide messenger RNA. RefSeq lists its product as uncharacterized. Gene Ontology annotation, cellular component: membrane. The transcript has 2 exons. The record is from RefSeq and is a predicted model, not a curated record. Gene Ontology annotation, molecular function: tumor necrosis factor receptor binding. The coding region runs from base 172 to 615 and encodes 147 amino acids. Gene Ontology annotation, biological process: immune response. NCBI's taxonomy places the organism in Eukaryota, Metazoa, Porifera, Homoscleromorpha, Homosclerophorida, Plakinidae.